This is a messenger RNA of Cicer arietinum (chickpea), 1518 nucleotides long. Its product is annotated as epimerase family protein SDR39U1 homolog, chloroplastic. The record is from RefSeq and is a predicted model, not a curated record. NCBI's taxonomy places the organism in Eukaryota, Viridiplantae, Streptophyta, Magnoliopsida, Fabales, Fabaceae.
UUAUAAUUUAACUGAUUUUGAAAACAAAGCCCUUUUUGAAACAAGUGGUGGAUAUGGAAAUUGCGGUUGUUGUGGCUCAAAAUAAACCACGAAACAAGAAGAAUAAUCUUAAUGGAGUUCAAUACAACACUGUGCAUAGCAAACAAUGUUAAUGGAAAUCAGUGGAGCCACUGCUAUGACUUGUUUUAACACCCAAUUUCCUUCUCUUCAACUUCCUCCACCCCUCUUUACCAGGGAGGCUCGGAGGUUCAGGGUUUGGUGUGUCUCUGAUCAAAGCUCCAAGGGAAAUCAAAUGAUCAUAUCUGUAACUGGAGCAACAGGUUUUAUAGGUAGGAGGUUGGUGCAAAAGCUUCAAGCAGAAAAUCACAGCGUUCAUGUCCUGACACGCUCUAAAUCUAAAGCAGAACUAAUUUUUCCGGUGAAAGAAUUUCCUGGGGUCAAGAUUGCAGAGGAGUCAGAAUGGAAAGAUAGCAUUCAGGGUUCAACGGGGAUUGUGAAUUUGGCAGGAUUGCCGAUAAGUACCAGAUGGUCUUCUGAGAUAAAGAAAGAAAUCAAGCAGAGCAGGAUUAGAGUGACCUCAAAAGUUGUAGAACUAAUAAACAGUACACCUGGUGAUAUUCAACCCAAAGUCUUAGUUAGCGCAACAGCUGUUGGUUAUUAUGGCACCAGUGAGACACAAGUCUUUGAUGAACAAAGUCCUUCAGGAAAGGAUUACCUAGCUGAGGUUUGCAGAGAAUGGGAAUCAACAGCCUUAAAGGCUAAUGGAGAUGUUAGGGUGGCUCUGAUUCGCAUCGGUGUUGUUCUCGGUAAAGAUGGUGGAGCACUAGCUAAAAUGAUACCUCUCUUCAAGAUGUUUGCUGGUGGACCUCUAGGUUCUGGUAAUCAAUGGUUCUCCUGGAUUCAUCUGGAUGACAUUGUCAAUUUAAUAUAUGAAGCACUAUCAAAUCCAUCUUACAAAGGAGUUAUAAAUGGAACUGCGCCAAAUCCUGUGCGAUUGUCAGAAUUGUGCGAACAGCUGGGACAUGUUUUGGCUCGUCCCUCGUGGCUGCCGGUGCCCGACUUUGCACUCAAGGCUGUUCUUGGAGAAGGUGCUUCUGUGGUUUUAGAAGGGCAGAGAGUGGUUCCUACUCAAGCCAAAAAGUUGGGUUUCUCAUUCAAAUAUUCAUACGUGAAGGAUGCCCUUAAAGCAAUUAUUUCUUGAAGGAGUAUACCAUAGCAAGCAACUGUCAUAUUCUUUAUUCUUUGGGUUUAUGCAUCAACCUUUCCCACAUGUGAUGUUGAGAUUUUUGAAAGCAGUAUAGUUUAUUAUUAUAACAUAUAUUAACUAACUAAUAAACACAUGAUUAUGCCUGUUCUAGCAUUGCCACGAGAUCAUACUGCAAUCAUCCAUAUCUUCUUCACAACAUAGCUAAAAUACAGCUUCGUUUGUUCUCAAAAACGAACGACGUGUAUGGACGAUUUGUUUAACAAUUUCAAAAUCUUUCUUCAAAUUGACGAUGCUAAAAAGACUAUCAAUCA